Molecule: messenger RNA, 2245 nt
Organism: Anopheles gambiae (African malaria mosquito)
Lineage: Eukaryota; Metazoa; Arthropoda; Insecta; Diptera; Culicidae
Exons: 1
Coding region: 309-1073 (254 amino acids)
Source: RefSeq, a predicted model, not a curated record
CGGGAUUCCGCUCGUCGCUGGUUGGCAGUCAUUCGUGUUCCGGUGCUGCGAGCAGCUGGUUGAGCCAUUCUGCCUCGUUUCUAGCUGUAUGUGCGGUGGUGUUUGCGUGGUUUCUUUCGGCUUUGGAUGUGUGUUUGCAAGUCUGUUCGAGUUUAGAAAGUUUUGUGCUAAGCAGCCGGUGACGUAGCCGCUUUGUUUUUGUUUUGGUGUUUGGUUUUAUCGCCGUGACCUACUGUGCAAAACGAUUCGAAACGCCGAGAUUCAUUCUGCAGAGCUUCCUUGGUGGAUUUGUUCCAUUUUUCUCGGCAAUGGCAACGCAACUGUUGUGGCUGUGUGUAGCAGCAGCAGCAGCACUGCUGGUCUGCUCGAACCCGACCCACGGCACACCGAUCGACACGGUGACGGCACACAACCCGCUGCCCGUGCCAACGGCCACCGAUGGUUCGGCCGGGCUGGAGUCGCUCCUCCCGACCAAGGUGACCGAGGUGGCGAGCGGCACCACCGAAACUAGCAAGAUGUCCCGCUUUCUCGACGACUUCACGUCCGCCUUCAAGCAGGGCACGGCCAAGAUGAAGGAGAGCCUGGAGAGCGCCGCCAGCUCGGUAAAGGACGGCGUGAUGCAGGGGUACGACUACGUGCGCAGCAAGCUGACCGGUGGUGGCGCCGGGCCCGACCCGUCCACCCCGACCGCACCGGCCGACGACGCCGCCAGCAAUGCCACCUCCUCAACCACCUCGACCGCGUCGGCCCUCACCGCCCCGGUCGCCCCAUCAACCGUGCGGCCAGCAAUCAGUGGCGGUGCCGCCGGCCUGUCCGACGCCGCCGCCAUCGGCGUGUCGAACGAACCGGCCCGCAUCGUGCCGAACGACGACGAGGACGACGAGCGGAUCUUCUUCAACGACAAGGACUACACCGCGGUCAAGCCGCUCGACGGCAGCGAGGACGAGCGGGACGUCACCGAGUCCCUGGUCACGACGACCGUCGCCGUCGACAACCGGUUCAUCAUAGCCGGGCCGCUCGCGUGCAAGAGCGGGCAGGAGGUGGUCAACGGGAAGUGUCGAAAUGUGUUCUGAGCAAACGCAGUGCAAGUGGCGAGUGGGGGGGGGAGGGGGAGGGGCGCUCCUCCAUUCAAUCCUCCUCCGUUUCCCUCUUUCCUACGAUGGUCCCGUCGCGUCGACGCCUCGAAACUGUCCGUUGGGGAGUGAUGAUUUGCAUUCACGGAUGCCCUUGUAUCGGGGAUGGGGAGGGGGAUUGUGUGAUUCCCACCCUUGCUUCUCUAUCCCACAGAAACCCUCCCACUCUGUCUCUCUUUCUCGUCCACCCUCUUUCCACCCCCCCCCCCCCCUGUGCCCCUCUUACCUAGAGCGCCAUUUCGUUAGGAAGUGUGAUUUUUUAAUUUAAUUCUAUUACCGCUAAUACGCGGCCGACGCGCGUUUGCUUGCCACACGGCACACACACACACACUGUGCACGGUGAAUGAGCUAACGCAAGACGCUGAAGAAAAAGAACAAAAAAAAAAGGAAAAGAAAAAAAAAGAAAAAUAAAUCCCCACACGGUGCUUGGGUGGUUUUUUCUUCUUCUUCUGCUGGAGGUGUUGGAGACUUACCGAGGUAGCAGCAGCAGCUCCGUGCGGAUGGGACAGCAGACGCACGGUGCACGCCAGAAGAACACAUAAAAGGGAAAGGAAAUAAAUUUCAUUUGAUUAGCAAACGGAACAAUUGGUGUGGAUCAUCUGUGCCCUGUGCCCGUUGAAAGAUAUAAUAGAAUAAGAAUAGGGAGAGUGAAAGAGAGGGAUAGAGAGAGAGAGAGAGAGAGAGAGAGGGGGAGAGAGAGAGAGAGAGAGAGAGAGAGCAUGACGGCAGAACAUAAAAAGGUAAGCAAGUGGCGAACAGUUUCCCGCGAACAAUUAGAUCAGAGAUGUCAAACUGGUGGCCCGCGAUCGAUUGAGCCAAAAUUUAUUUGUAGAUGCGUUUCUGCUUCUACAGUACGCAUCACUCUAUUCCGAACACCUGUCAUAAAACUUUGUCGGUGUUGUUAUCCUACCUUGUUUCUAUACCUCGGGUGUAUCCACCAAAUUAGAUAAGAAAUUCAAAAACUGUUCGAGUUAUAAAUGAAAAAUAAAAAAAUGUUUAUUUUGAUGAAAAUGAGCAUUCCGAUCCGGAAAAGUUUACAAAAAUGGACAAAAAAAACUCAAUCAAACCUAUGUUAUACCCUUUCCGACGAAUAAAUUUGUUAGUAACAAAUA